This is a messenger RNA of Aethalodelphis obliquidens (Pacific white-sided dolphin), 2094 nucleotides long. It is a transcript of the gene IRF9, whose product is annotated as interferon regulatory factor 9. The transcript is spliced from 9 exons. The coding region runs from base 555 to 1784 and encodes 409 amino acids. Gene Ontology annotation, biological process: immune system process; regulation of transcription by RNA polymerase II. Lineage: Eukaryota; Metazoa; Chordata; Mammalia; Artiodactyla; Delphinidae. Gene Ontology annotation, cellular component: nucleus. The record is from RefSeq and is a predicted model, not a curated record. Gene Ontology annotation, molecular function: protein binding; RNA polymerase II cis-regulatory region sequence-specific DNA binding; DNA-binding transcription factor activity, RNA polymerase II-specific.
AGAAGCAAUUGAUGCUGUGGGAGGCCAAGGGCAGCCCUCCCCAUCCAGCCACCUGGCCUGGGCUUCCUCUUUCCCUGCAUCCUUUCUUCUUUUAUUGAAUUCAGCUGAUAUUUGGGGGUGACCUAGUAGGUAUCAAGCAGGCAUCGUGGGGGAACACAGAUGCACAAGUGGUACAGAGCUAUCCAGAGGCCCCAGGCUAGACUCCGGAACACUGCGGCCUCCCUGGGGAAGCAGCAGUGUCAUAGAGGUGGUCUGAUACAAGCAAAGAGUAUCUUGAGGGAGGAAGGGGAAUGAGCCUGAGGCAGUAGGUCCCUCCUCCAGACUCUGACCGCAGGAUUCCUACGAUAAGAUUCUCAGAUGCUGCUUCCCCCUAGUGGUAACCAGUUACCCUGCAACUCGGAGACCACGUGAUUUCGGGGAAAAGAACCUCCCUGGAGCAGAACUGAAACUUAGGGUGGGGACUGUAGAAAGGGGCGGAGAGAUCCAGGAGCUGCCUAGCCAGGAGCUGAGCUGAGGUCGGCUGAGCCCUGGGACAGCCUGCAGAACAGCUCAGGAUGGCAUCAGGCAGGCCACGUUGCACCCGGAAGCUCCGGAACUGGGUGGUGGAGCAGGUGGAGAGCGGGCAGUUCCCAGGAGUGUGCUGGGAAGAUGCGGCCAAGACCAUGUUCCGGAUUCCUUGGAAGCACGCAGGCAAGCAGGACUUCCGGGAGGAUCAGGAUGCCGCCUUCUUCAAGGCCUGGGCAACGUAUAAGGGAAAGAAUGGGGACUCGGAAGGCCCUGCUAUCUGGAAGACUCGUCUGCGCUGUGCUCUGAACAAGAGUUCUGAGUUCCAGGAGGUUCCUGAGAAUGGCCACAGGGAUGGGGCUGAGCCCUACAAGGUGUACCGGCUGCUGCCACCUGGAACCCUCCCCGCUCAGCCAGGGACCCAGAAAUCACCAUCAAAGCGACACCACAGUUCUGUGUCCUCUGAGAGGAAGGAGGACGAGGUUACCACGAAGAACUGCAUACUCAGCCCCUCCUUGCUCCAGGACCCCCUCAAAAAUGAGCUGGUGGAGACCAGUGGGGGAACAACCUAUUCAGACUCCGGGAGCAGCAGCAGCAGCAACAGCCCUGAGCUUCAGGAAGGUAGGGACACAGCUGAGGCCCCUCUCCAAGGAGAUCUGGUGUACCCAGAGCUUCUGCCCCCUCCAGGUUCAGACUACUCUCUGCUGCUCACCUUCAUCUACGAUGGACGUGUGGUGGGUGAGGCCCAGGUGCAGAGCCUGGACUGCCGCCUCGUGGCUGAGCCCUCGCGCUCCCAGUGCGGCAUGGAGCAGGUGAUAUUUCCCAAACCCGGCCCACGAGAGCCCACCCAGCGCUUGCUGAGCCAGCUCAAGAGAGGGGUCCUGGUGGCCAGCAACUCCCGAGGCCUCUUUGUGCAGCGCCUUUGCCCCAUCCCCAUCUCCUGGAACGCACCCCAGGCUCCACCUGGUCCAGGCCCGCACCUGCUGCCCAGCAACCAGUGCGUGGAGCUCUUCAGAACCGCCUAUUUCUGCAGAGACCUGGCCAGGUACUUCCAGGGCCUGGGCCCCGCACCCGAGUUCCAGGUGACACUGAAUUUCUGGGAGGAGAGCCCUGGCCCCAACCACACCCCACAGAGUGUUAUCACAGUGCAGAUGGAGCAGGCCUUUGCCCGACAUUUACUGGAGAAGACUCCAGAGGAUCAGGCAGCCAUCCUGUCCCUGGUGCAGAGCCUGGAGGACCCAGCCUCCUUCUCCUCUCCCUGUUCCACCUGUCUGCUUUGAGAGAGCCUCUUCCUCCACGCUCUCGACCUGCCUCCCACGGUGAUCAUUCUCAUCGGUUGUCUGGGUGAUUUAGUCCUUGAACUCCUCAUAGACCUUGGUUGGUGGGGAACACAAGGAUGACUUUUUUUUUUUUUUUUUUUUUUUAAUUUUGAGAUAUACCCUCUUUCGUCUCUGAGGAACUGAACUGGGCAAGUACAGAUGGCGCGAACUCGGGGCCUUUCCCUCUGCCCGCAACCCUAAAACCUAGCACUUUAUAUUUUCUUCUUAGAUCUUCACUAAGGAUUGAAAAUAAAAUUUUAUUGAAAAGGAA